Molecule: messenger RNA, 1744 nt
Organism: Mangifera indica (mango)
Lineage: Eukaryota; Viridiplantae; Streptophyta; Magnoliopsida; Sapindales; Anacardiaceae
Product: uridine 5'-monophosphate synthase-like
Exons: 6
Coding region: 77-1501 (474 amino acids)
Biological process (GO): 'de novo' UMP biosynthetic process; 'de novo' pyrimidine nucleobase biosynthetic process
Molecular function (GO): orotidine-5'-phosphate decarboxylase activity; orotate phosphoribosyltransferase activity
Source: RefSeq, a predicted model, not a curated record
AGCUCCCCACUCUCCGCACUGCUUCACUUCAUUUUCAUCUUCCUCUUCCUCGGUCCGCCACCCAAAACUCGAAACUAUGUCAGCCAUGGAGUCUCUCAUCCUUCAACUCCACGAAAUCUCCGCCGUCAAAUUUGGAAACUUCAAACUAAAAUCUGGCAUCUCUUCCCCAAUCUACAUCGACCUCCGUCUCAUCAUCUCCUACCCCUCCCUCCUCCGCCAAAUCUCUUCCAUCCUCAUCUCCUCCCUCCCCUCCACCACCCAGUACGACACCAUCUGCGGCGUCCCCUACACCGCCCUCCCCAUCGCCACCUGCGUCUCCGUCUCCAACAACAUCCCCAUGCUCAUGCGUCGCAAAGAAAUCAAAGACUACGGCACCUCCAAGGCCAUCGAGGGCACGUUCAAGCCCUCCGAGACUUGCUUAAUCAUCGAAGAUUUGGUCACCAGCGGUGCCUCCGUGCUCGAGACUGCGGCGCCGCUUCGUUCUGCAGGAUUAAUCGUCAAAGACGCGGUCGUUUUGAUCGAUCGAGAGCAGGGCGGGCGGGAGAAUUUGAAGGAGAAUGGGAUUGAAUUGCAUUCGAUGAUUAAGUUGAGUGAGAUGGUGAGGGUCUUGAGGCAGAAGGGGAAGGUGGAUGAGGAGAUGGAAAGAGUGGUGAUGAAGUUUUUGGAGGAGAAUAAGAAGGUGGGGGUGCCCAAUAUUGGGGUUAAGGCUAGGGUUAAGGGUUUGAGAUACGAGGAGAGAGUGAAAUUGAUGAAGAAUGAGAUGGGCAAGAAGUUGUUUGAAGUAAUGGUGAAGAAGGAGAGUAAUUUGUGUUUGGCUGCUGACGUUGCCACAGCUGAUGAGUUGCUUCAAAUUGCUGAUAAGGUUGGACCAGAGAUCUGCUUACUGAAAACCCAUGUUGAUAUCUUGCCUGAUUUCACUCCUGAUUUUGGUUUGAAACUCCGAGCAAUUGCAGAAAAGCAUAAUUUCCUUAUUUUUGAAGAUCGUAAGUUUGCAGACAUUGGCAAUACUGUGACCAUGCAGUAUGAAGGAGGUGUAUUCCGUAUACUGGAUUGGGCUGAUAUAAUUAAUGCUCACAUAAUUUCUGGACCUGGAAUCGUCAAUGGACUGAAAUUGAAGGGUUUGCCUCGCGGUAGGGGCUUGUUGUUGCUUGCUGAAAUGAGUUCAGCUGGUAACCUCGCAACUGGAGAGUACACAGCUGCAGCUUUGAAAAUUGCUGAGGAGCACUCUGAUUUCGUCAUCGGCUUCAUUUCGAUUAAUCCAGCAUCAUGGCCAGGGGCACCAGUUAAUCCAGCAUUUAUUCAGGCAACCCCUGGAGUUCAAAUGGUAAAGGGUGGUGAUAAUCUUGGUCAGCAGUAUAAUACUCCACAUUCUGUUAUAUACGAUAGAGGCAGUGACAUUAUCAUUGUGGGUCGUGGAAUCAUAAAGGCAACCAACCCUGCAGAGGCAGCUCACGAGUACAGACAUCAAGGAUGGGAUGCAUACUUGGCCAAGUGCUCAUGACCUUUCACUCCACUCCCGUGCUACACAUUACAUGCCUGUGUUGUUUGGUAAUGAACACAGUUUUGUUUUAAUUCAUGUCAUCUUAUGUGCUUUUGAGUGCAAUGUAUUUUUAGUUAUCAAGUUUGAUACAAUCAUUAUUGAUUGCCCAUGUGAAGGAUUGUUGCUAGUUUACCUAAUUUGUGUUUGUGGGGGUUUCCCCUUCAAUAAAACAACUAAUAUUAAAAAUGACAGAUCAAUUUUUAA